Cotesia glomerata is the source of this 564-nucleotide messenger RNA. RefSeq lists its product as uncharacterized. The transcript is spliced from 3 exons. Lineage: Eukaryota; Metazoa; Arthropoda; Insecta; Hymenoptera; Braconidae. Bases 87 to 440 code for a protein of 117 amino acids. Gene Ontology annotation, biological process: mitochondrial electron transport, cytochrome c to oxygen; regulation of oxidative phosphorylation; mitochondrial respirasome assembly. The record is from RefSeq and is a predicted model, not a curated record.
GUGAAUUUUUUUACUACAAUUCAGAGCUGCGACCAUCGACAACUAUUUUACAAGUUUCUUGUAGAUUGAUUGCGCAAGAACUCAAAAUGGUAUUUCGCGAAUUUAAUCGACUUGCUGGAAAAUUGCAGGCUUCUGCAAAAUUGCAGCCUUUAUUCCCUUUGAGACCAACUCCACUGAAUAAAGCUGAUGCACCAAAAAUGAUCUAUGAUACUGUGAAAACUAAACCUGUCUCAGUCGACAGAGCAGCAACUGCAUCUUACUCAACUAUUCCUCCAAAACUAGAAGCAAAAAUGAAAAAAUUCCAGAAGGACACUUCAAAGCCAGUUUUCUUGAUGGGAGGUACUCCUGACAAAAUUCUGUUCGGUAUCACUUGCGUACUGACCGUUUUUGGUCUUGGAAAGUCUGCACAAUUCUACUGGCCCUACAUCUGGACCAAAUAAAUAUUUUAUUUAACUUUAAAGUUAAUAGAUUAUUAAUUAAAGUAUUUAGGUGAUGCUUAAUUGUUAUAAAUCACUAAUGAUUGUCAGCACUGGUUUCAAUAAAAAUCAUUGCCAGUAACUUUAA